GCCAGUGAAGCGAUGGCAGGGACGGAGCCGACGCUCAGAGGGGAAUGAGAACUUGUCGGGGAUGGCGGACAAACCUCUGACACUGUUCGUGAAGCUGUUUGCCGCUGGGUUUUACGGUCUGAGCUCGUUUCUCAUCGUCGUUGUGAACAAAAGUGUCCUCACCAACUACAGGUUCCCGUCUUCAAUAUGUGUUGGAAUUGGACAAAUGUUGGCCACAGUGGUUGUGCUGUGGGUGGGCAAGGCUGCGAGGGUGAUCAGCUUCCCGGACUGUGAUGAGAGCAUACCUCGCAAGACGUUUCCUCUACCUCUCCUUUAUGUGGGAAAUCAAAUCACUGGUCUGUUUGGAACCAAAAGGCUAAAUCUGCCGAUGUUUACUGUCCUCAGGAGGUUUUCCAUUUUAUUCACAAUGCUGGCCGAGGGAUUUCUGCUCAAGAAGAAAUUCUCCAGGUCAGUGCAGCUGACAGUAUUUACAAUGAUCCUCGGGGCGUUUAUAGCCGCAAGUGCUGACUUGUCCUUUGACCUGCAAGGCUACGUGUUCAUUCUCCUGAACGACGUGCUCACUGCAGCCAACGGAGCCUAUGUGAAACAAAAAUUAGAUGCAAAGGAGUUGGGGAAAUAUGGAUUGCUGUAUUAUAAUGCAUUAUUUAUGAUAAUCCCCACUGUACUGUUGGCUCAUGUGACUGGAGAUAUGCAGAAGGCAGUGGAAUAUGAAGGUUGGUCGGAUAUAGUUUUCCUCGCCCAGUUCAUCCUCUCUUGCAUCAUGGGGUUUGUUCUGAUGUAUUCCACUGUGCUUUGUACGCAAUACAACUCUGCAUUAACAACCACAAUUGUGGGCUGCAUCAAGAAUGUCCUGGUGACAUACAUUGGGAUGGUGUUCAGUGGAGACUACAUUUUCUCUUGGACAAACUUCAUAGGUUUGAAUAUCAGUAUUGCAGGCAGCCUUGUGUACUCCUACAUCACUUUGACAGAGGAGCAGUCCAACAAAGCAAGUGAAAACACCAAGCUGGACAUCAAAGGCAAGGUGGUUGUAUGACAGAGACACUGGAGUUUAUUAUUUUUAUGCUGAUGAACGAGAAAACUCUAUUUUUAGUACGACUUUAAUUUAUGGAGCAUUUUAGCAGAAGUGUGGGAUGAUGGGAACAGUGCUGGGGAAACGUCUUUGUGUGUUUGUGUGGAAACCGAGCCACACCAUCACCAUGACUCUCCUGCUGCUGCCAUGGUUACAAACCCUCCAGAGGGAUUGUGGGUUGUUUUUUUUUAGAUGGUGUUUUCUUUUUAAAUAUUUGUAUUUUGAUACUGUACAUGUGAGCAUUGAAAGAAGGGAAACAUGGAACCAAUAUUAUUUAUGUUACAACAUUUUCUGACACUUAGACAAACUAAACGUUAAAACGUUGGGGUGACGUAAUGUUUCCUGAAUACGGGGGUGAACAGCUGGAAUCAUCAGUUAUUUAAGCAUGGGUGUGUACUGACGAAUUGUGGGACUAUUAAGUAAUGGUUAUUUUAAAGGCACAAUCCUUACUUUUAUUGCCUUUUCUAUUUUGCUGUUUACAAGGAAUGUAACUUUAGAUGCCUUCUAAGCACAGUGAGAUGCACUGACACUGUAAUUAUCUGUUGUUUCAGUCUUUAGUACAUUUCUUUUCAUUUUUGCGCAUACACUGUUAUAAUCUUAUUACGGACGAACGGUAAUGACGGUGAUCUAACCUCAUCCUUCUAACAACCAAAGUGGAUGGGCAGUGGGCUGUUAGUUCCCAUCAAGGAUUGUGGCUUUAAAUAAAUGUUCUGCCUUCUUUUGGGAGAUAAAGAUUACGGUUUACAUUUUGCUCCCUCAGUAUUACAGAAUGUUUGUUGUGACUGGUCCUCUCUAUGCAGAAUUAAAGGUCAAGUGUGUAAGAUUUAGGGAAAUUAUGCAGCAUGUAGCGAUAAGGAUAGCAAACAGCUAUAACUUAUAACUUAUAGUUCACUUUUAUCCUGUAGAGCUCUUUGUCAAGUCAGUUUCUGCAUAAGUGCGACGAGUGAAUCAUGAAUCAUCCCUCUGACAUUUAAUGAUAGUGAUGAUUAAGAUUUUAGUCUAAUAAGUGGUAGAGGGGCACGAGUAUGGAUAUACAAACAGAUGUUUCAGAGCGUUUCCACAUCCAUUUAUGGCAAACUGUGGGUGAGGAAAUGAGGCUUUUGCCUGAGGACCUGGUGUCACAGUGUUCAAGAUUUAUAAAACAAAAUCAGGUGUUUGACAAAAAGAAUUUUCAUGCACAUUUCUGCCUUUCUGUAUAUACACAGUUUAGCCAUGAAUCUAGAGGUUUCUGCAUCUGGCCUCAGGUGAUUUAAACCGGCAAAAACACUAAAUAAAGCAAUCACAAAAACACAAUCUGAAUUAUCUGCAGAGGUCUCAUCCUCUUUAAAAGAAACAGGACUUUAAACUAGUAAAACCUCUGAAUAAAGCAGUUUUGUGUUACAAAUCAGAGCAUCUCCAACAGUGCUCGGUGUAGAGGAGCUUCUAACUAUGGUGACCAAUGCGAAGUUGUGAAUGACCCUAUCUAGAGCCAGUGUUUGGUUUUUUGUUCUGGGCUACUCGCCUCUUAUAGAUAUAAGCAGCUUUUUCUAACAUAACAAAAACACAACAGUUCUUUUUUUAAAGGUGAUAAUACACUAAAGAAAAUACACUUAUUAUAUAUUCAGUUUCUGCCAGUUUAUCCCCCUAAAUCCUACACACUAGGCCUUUAACAAACAGUGCUUAUGGUUUGUUUUUUGUACAAGGGGAUCCAUUUGUUCUUUUUAUUUUCUUGACACAAUGUUAUCGCACUUUUAACUGAGGUAGCACCUGUAACAGGGUGAAACUGAAUUGCCUCACCUGUUACAUUCAUUGUUGGGACUGAGAUUAUUGUAUUCCUCUGAAAUGUACGUUUCAGGUUUUUUUAAGUAUUACAAGAGAACGUGGUUUUCUAAACCUUUAAUAGUCAGGUACAAGCGUUGACAGUUUUCUUUUUUUUUUUUUUUACAUUUUUAUGUAAAUUUUAUAUUUAUUACUUUUUUUAGACUAAUAUUCAUUUUGUAGGUGGAGUGGCUUGUGAAUUGUUGAUGCUGAUCUCAUCUCAAACACAGUAACCAUGGAUUUGUAGCCAAAACACAAUGUAUUUUUACAUUAAAAAAAACACCUUGUGGACACAACGUA
Messenger RNA from Plectropomus leopardus (leopard coralgrouper), 3166 nucleotides. NCBI's taxonomy places the organism in Eukaryota, Metazoa, Chordata, Actinopteri, Perciformes, Serranidae. The record is from RefSeq and is a predicted model, not a curated record.